AGGAAAUGACCAGAGACUGAGGACACCAUACAGGAAAUGACCAGAGACUGAGGACACAGCAUAGGAGAUGACCAGAGACUGCGGACACAGUACAGGGAUGACCAGAGACUGCAGACACAGUACAGUGGAUGACCAGAGACUGCAGACAGUACAGGAGAUGACCAGAGACUGCGGACACAGUACAGGAGAUGAGCAGAGACUGCAGACAGUACAGGGGAUGAGCAGAGACUGCAGACAGUACAGGGGAUGACCAAGAGACUGCGGACAUAGUACAGGAGAUGAGCAGAGACUGCAGACAGUACAGGGGAUGAGCAGAGACUGCAGACAGUACAGGGGAUGACCAAGAGACUGCAGACAGUACAGGGGAUGACCAAUAGGCUGCGGACCUUUGGGGAGGGAAGGGGAUCGGGUACCUGAUUUUGACAGGAGUUGUCC
Molecule: messenger RNA, 435 nt
Organism: Staurois parvus
Lineage: Eukaryota; Metazoa; Chordata; Amphibia; Anura; Ranidae
Source: the annotation of a GenBank genome assembly